Vanessa atalanta (red admiral) is the source of this 3702-nucleotide messenger RNA. Its product is annotated as RNA polymerase II-associated protein 1. Gene Ontology annotation, biological process: transcription by RNA polymerase II. The transcript has a single exon. Gene Ontology annotation, cellular component: nucleus. The coding region runs from base 88 to 3672 and encodes 1194 amino acids. NCBI's taxonomy places the organism in Eukaryota, Metazoa, Arthropoda, Insecta, Lepidoptera, Nymphalidae. The record is from RefSeq and is a predicted model, not a curated record.
UAUGACACAUUCAAAAUAACCAACAAAAACAAGUACAUUUCUUGUUUUCAUAAGUGAUAUUAAUUAUUGAUUCUUUACAGGAGAACUAUGAUAAGGCGACCUAAACCAGGUGAGGAUGAAGAAGACAUAUUACGUAUGCAGGAAGAGUUUCUUAAAGAUAAAAAGGUAUUACCUUCAGCUCAAGUUGUGAAUAUAAGAAAAACAGAACAGCAGACCGUAAAACGACCGAGUCAAAGCACAUCAACACGAAAACCAUCAAAAUAUGCUCAAUCUAAGGGGCUCACCAAUGUUCCGGCAUUGGUGAGCAAACGUCCACGUACCGACACUAGCAGUGGAUCUAUUGUAGGAGAAAUAUUAGAAAAGAAUGUUUUAGAAUCGCAAACAAAGCCCGAACAAGAUGAUGAUAAAGUCUACUAUCCGAAAAUCAUAUCGUCCGUUCUAGGUCCUAUAGUGGAAAAGAAUUGUGAUGAUCUUUUUAACUUAGAUUUUAAGCCAAUGCCUCCUACCGGCUUCCCUUUAGUUACCAAACGAGAUCCAAAUUUAAAAUGUAGUGAAUUUUUAACUGCAAUACAAAAUAAGCACAAGGAUAUGCUGGAGAGUAUGGAUAUAGAUCCAUUGUGCUCUAAAUUUAAUACAGAAAAUUCAAAACCAAUAAAUGUUCCAUUAAAGAGUUACACUAUCUCAAGUAAUGAUGCAACAGUUAUUCACAAUGAAAAUGUUAAAGUUUUGAAAGAAAUGUCUGAGGAUGAGAUAUUAAAGGAACAGCAAAAAUUACUCUCUAGUUUAGACUCUAAAUUAGUAGACUUUAUUAAAAGCAAACGAAGGCCUACUAAAGAACAUGAAUCUGUUAAAACUGAAGUUGAACACGAAGAGAAAAUGGAUAUUGAAUCUUCAUUUGAAAGAGAUUCCUUCUGGGAAAAUGAUGUUUUGUCACACCCUCAAGUUAAUAAAUGGGUUAAUUUUGAAAAGUUAGAAAAAGACAAGUUGGAAUGGAUGAAAGGAAUAGAUGAGAACAAAAAAGCUGAUCCUGAUCAUCCAUAUGAAGCAAGAUUUGAUUUUACAGGCUAUCUGCUCCCUUAUAGUAUGGAAUACACAGAUAAAACUAAACCUCUGUUUCAUCAUGGUGAAGAACCCCAUAGACCAGGAUAUACACUUAUGGAACUCUUUGAACUAUCCAGAUCCACAAUCAUACAGCAGAGAGCCACAGCUUUAAAUACAAUAGCAGGUAUCCUCGAGUACCACAGCACAGGAAUAUACAAGGAUAUCAUAAAUAUACCAUUAAGCAAAAUGUUUUUCAUAAUAAGAAUUGCGAUGGAUGAAAACAAAUUAAUUCUUCUAGAACCUGCACUUAAAGCUAUGAGAAACUUAUUAUUCAAUCGAAUAGAUGAAGCCUGUCUUGAUGCAUUGAUAGGGUUUGAGGAAGGCAAUUAUCAGCCAUGUCUUGAAAAUGACAAAUCAGAAAUUGAGGAAAUGGAAUCAACAGAAUCCGAAUUAAAAGAUUUUCACUUAGCAGAAAUAGAUCUCAUAGCUGCAGUUUUAAGAUCUGACAUUAUACAAAGGCUAUAUUACAUUCUAGAAAAUGUCAGACCAAGUUUCAAUUGUGUGCAGUAUUCGAUACAGAUUUUAAUUAGACUAGCCAGGGACUCCAUAGAAACAGCAACUAAAAUUAUUGAAAGUGACCACCUAAUGAAGAGCAUUGUAACAAAUUUUAUACCUAACACAAGCAUUAAUUUUACAUUUGAUCCUAACAUAAUAUACAAUGGUAAGCCAAUUUUGGCUGCUCUUAAGUUAAUGAGAGUUCUAUCAUUGCAAUCUAGAGAAAUUGGAGCAAUUCUCAUAUCAAAAUAUGAUCUUCUAAAGCCCAUAUCAGAAUAUAUAAAUUCUGGGGUUGAUGGGACUUAUGGUUUGAGAUUACAAAUUGAAGCCUACAACAUUGCAUCAAAUUUACUUUAUUAUGGUUUGGGUGUUGAAAAUACUCAAUCCUUAUAUCCACUCAUUGUUAAUACAUUAUACAAACACGUUCAAGGAACUGAUGUUUUCUUUAGUUCCUCUGUUUUAUCAGCAACUCACGCAGCUGUUGUUUUACAGUAUGUAAAUAUGUUCUUAAAGUGUAAUAUGUUGAAUGAUGAUAACUAUAAACAUCAAAUAUAUCUCCUUCUUAAGGAUGGAGUCCAAAAAUGGUUAAUGCAAACUGCUCAUUUUGAUAACUAUACAUGUGGACAUUUACGAUUGCUCUGCUCAGCUUUGGACUGCUGUAAAACAAUCAAAAUAAAUGAAAAGAUUACCAUCAAAUUCUUGAACAAUACUUUAAGGAUUUUGUCUGAAUCAAAAGGAUUUCAAAUUAUUAUAGAGAAUUUGAAUUCCAGCUCAAACCUUUUAUCAAAUAUUACAGAAAAGGAUUUCAAUAAAUCCAAGAAUCUUGUAAGCCUUGGAGGAUCAAUAAUUGAUUCAACUCAAAAAGUACUGCCUGUUUUGAGUAUUGCGUCACCAAUACCACUCUUGGUUUCACUAUUUCAACUUUUGAAUGUUGUUAAUGAUGGCGAUAUUGGUAAAGUGUAUGUGAAAAAAGUUUUGAAUUAUUUGGAUAAAUUUUCCAAGAAAACUCCAAACUUAAAAAGCAAUUGGUUUACCAGAAUGGAAAUAGAAUUGAUGUUUAACAUUAUUAAAUUAGCUAUACAGAGUAAUGUAACUGAAUCUUGCAAAGAUCUUAUUUACUCUGUGGCUAGUAAACUUUGUUACAUACUAAGAGUUGAUAAAAAAAUUGAGCUAGAAUAUUUGUUUCAUCACAUUAUAUUCAACAAACAAUGGUUCACAGCUGAGAGAUUAUUGAAUCUUGUAUCAUUUUCAGAAGUUGAUGGUUUAAGUAGAGCUCUUACUACUGUGGAAGAUAUAAGAAUUUGUUACAGUAAAGUUGUGAGCACAAUGCAACUAAACACAGGAGGGAAUAUUGUUUUGAAACAGUGGCAAGAGCCAGUGUUACCUAGAGACUGGAUUUAUUUACCUAUACUAUCUCUAUAUAGUAAAAGUCAAGAAAUAAGAACCACCCCUGAAGUUGUUGGAGAUCAUGCAAAUAAAUUGAAGGAACAACAAGCAAUAGAAAAGGAACUUAUUAUAAGAUGCUGCUUAGAAUGGAUUUUGUUUAAUGAAAUUUGUUUUCCUGAUUUGUUGGAUGAUAUAGAUGUCACAGAUAGAUAUUGUAGAAUAAUGUGUGUUUAUCUUAGUGAUAACUCACUAUUUUUAGAAGAAACAAUCAGUGCUCUUUUAAAGAAAUGUGUACAAAUUAUUUUUAAGAAAAGCAAUGAGUUUAAUUUUGACAAACAAUUGAUAGGUCUUAAUAAUUUCCAAGACCUCUAUACUCAGUUUUUGGAACAAUUCCAGUCUGUGAGUUAUGGAGAUUCUAUAUUUGCUGCUUGUGUUUUGGUUCCGCUUGCUCAGAGACAUAAUGUUAAAUGGCGAAAACUUUUAUGGUCAGAGUAUGCAGGAUGCUUAAGAGCUCUCGAUUGCCCAGAGAGUUAUUUAUGCUACGAAUUAAAUGACUACCUGUAUCCAGAAGAAACAGAUGAAUCACUUAUAAAGUCUUAUUUCAGAGCACUAUCCAGCAAUUUAUUAAGACCUGGGACAAUUGCUUAUAAAAUAGCCCAACAUCAUGUUGAUAAUUAUAAGAAAAAAUAGUGAUUAAAUAAUAAAUUUUGUAAGAAGUUA